UGUGCCGCGGGAAACUCUACUAGGAAUUUGUCGUCUGAUUUUCCUGAGAGUAGCAGACGAGAGUGGCAUGCGACCGAAACAUUGAAUCAACAGCCAAUGGCUUUCAGUAGAAUUACGAAGUCGUAUUGUGUGAAGGUGUCGACAUUUUCCCAAUAUUCAUAUAAAUUGGAACGUUACUGACAAUUUGGUAAUCAGAUAAUUGUUUGAUUGAAAUAAUUUUGGAACAGAACAUAAAUUCAGGGAUAUUUAACAGUUAAAAACAAAAUGGCGGCUUCGGGUCGGGCCGUAAGGUCUAAUUCUAAAUCAACAGGGAUGAAUGUAGAUGUUGAAGUUUGGCAACCUAGAGAAAAAGCGCCCACAAAAGACAGAUCUGUGAGAUUACGGGUUAUGCCAGAACAGAGCAAUGAUUACAGGGUUGUGGUAUUUGGUGCAGGGGGUGUUGGGAAGAGCAGCCUCGUCCUUAGAUUCGUUCGCGGGACAUUCCGUGAGUCGUACAUACCUACAAUAGAAGACACGUAUCGUCAAGUAAUUAGCUGUAAUAAACAGGUGUGCACGCUUCAAAUAACAGACACUACCGGAAGUCAUCAGUUUCCAGCAAUGCAAAGAUUGUCAAUAUCCAAAGGACAUGCAUUUAUUCUUGUUUACUCAAUAACGAGUCGACAGUCCCUCGAAGAACUGAAACCAAUAUUUGAAGAAAUAACGGAAAUAAAGGGUACCGACAUAGAAGGAAUUCCAAUAAUGUUAGUGGGUAAUAAAUGUGACGAAUAUAAUCGUGAAGUAGGGACAGCAGAGGGAGCGGCGGUUGCUAAGCGAUGGAAUUGUGCUCAUUUAGAAACGUCCGCUAAAACUAACUACAAUGUAAAAGAGCUUUUUCAAGAACUUUUACAAUUAGAAAAAAGGCGGACAAUGAGUUUACAGUUAGAAACAAAGAAAACGCGGUCACAAAAGCGGAAAGAAAAACUGAAGGGAAAAUGUUUAGUUAUGUGAUAAAAAUGGCGCACACGCAAUGGAUUAAGUCUUGGUCAGAAAAAAAGGUUGUUACUAAGUUAUGCAGGACGACAAAACAUGUUUUAUUGUUUGAGCAUUUAGCAUUUGCACACUUUUACAAUGUAAAAGAAGAGUAUAAGGUAUUGACAGCGUCUUACAAACCGGUUAAGAGUUAAAACAAGUUGUGAUUGAAUUAGUGCAGAAAGUGAUUUUACAAAACAUAACACCUUUUGUGAGAAAAGCAACAGUUGCUUUUGGAUAUUUUGUUGAACGCUCUAUUUGAUAACCGAAUGUUUCAUGCUUUUUGGCGCCAAAUAUGUGCAGCUUUAUCUACGAUUGUUAAGGGUAAAUUUUUGUGCAAUAUAAUAUCUCAAUGUUGAACAAGUGUAAAUACAUAUUUAUUAAAACUGUUGCUUGCUUCCGGUAUAAAAGCUAAAAUUGACUUCACGUUUGUUCAAAUAAAAUCCAAAUGUAUGUCUUUCAAUUUUCUUUAUGUGCAACUUUACGAUUUUUACAGUUCAAUGUUAGAGGAACUCCGCUAAGGUAUUUUGUCAUUAUCGGUCUAGAAUUUGUUUUAAAAUUUGUAUAGCAUUGGAUGUAGUUGUUAUGUGGAAGUUCAGAUAUUUUUUACCGCUUGUUUUUCUCUCUCUUUCUUUGAGAAUGUGAUCAUUUUAAUUGACUGUGUAAAAGAACCCAAUAAAUGAAAAGCGUUUAAACACUUUUAGCUCAAAUCGGACUAAAAUCGCUCCAAAACUCGUUUUUCAAUUAAAUUCUGAGUAUGAUUACUGUAUGAUCUUUUCAAUACCUUUUUGUUUAAAUUAAGAAUUUCAAUUUUUAUGUUUUUUAGCUUUUUGAACUUCAGUGGAGCUCCUUUAAUGUGAAAUGGUAUAUGCCAAUUUUAAGGAUUAUAAAUAGUUUGCCUGUUCUGUUAUGGUAUAUAAGAACCAGUUGUUUACUAUACUUUAUAUUGUUGGAUUUUUCAUGCUGUAGGAAACACUAUAUGUUAAUCUAUCUCAUUCACUGUAUAUAUAAAAGUUGUUACCUAAUAUUCUAAUAAAAUAUAGAUUUUU
Molecule: messenger RNA, 2057 nt
Organism: Ruditapes philippinarum (Manila clam)
Lineage: Eukaryota; Metazoa; Mollusca; Bivalvia; Venerida; Veneridae
Product: GTP-binding protein Di-Ras2-like
Exons: 2
Coding region: 265-987 (240 amino acids)
Biological process (GO): signal transduction
Cellular component (GO): plasma membrane
Molecular function (GO): GTP binding; GTPase activity; GDP binding
Source: RefSeq, a predicted model, not a curated record